UGUCCCCGGGGCUGGCGGAGACUCUUAUUCUGACAGCGGUGCGGGCAGGGGACAGGCAGGGCCCGCCGUGUCAUCUGCUGGCACCACAUUAAAGCCUCGGGUCUUAUAACGCUACGCGGAGGGUACUAUGCCAGUCCGGGUCAGUGAAUGACGGUCCCUUCCCAAAAUACCGGUUAGAGCCCAGGUGACAACUCCCAGGCUGUAGGGAAAAUCCACACCAAGAAAGCCUCUAUUCUGCAAGGCAAGGGUUCCAUUCUAUCCAGGAGCCCAGCCAAGAAAGUUUUUGUGGCCUACCACCUAGUUUUUACCAGCCACCUAUCCAAAGCCAAAUAUCACCAACAAAAACCCCGGACAGCUGUGAAACCUCUCCUAUGAGUGUCCCUAAUUUCCCAUCAGUUUCCUCUAUGUGUCAACCAACCAUGUUUAACUACGAACGUCCAAAACACUUUAUCCAGUCUAAGAAUGUGUGUCAAGGGCAACAGCAGCCUCCGGGACCAGCAGCCUCUACAGAGUCGAGCAGACAAAUCAAACAGUCCUCCAUCCUAAUACAGCCUCGUAACCCAAGUGGGCAGAAAUUCUCCUCCUCGUCAUCGCUGAGCUCUUCAAUCACCCUCUCCUCGCCUUCCUGUAGUGCCCCUAAGGAAUCCACAUAUCCCGUCACACCUGCAUCUGCGCAAUCUCCUGCUAGCUCAUCAUCUGGGCAACGGCUUAUAUCCAUGCCUAACCAACCCCCCGCAGCAUUCCUGUGCUCAGUGCUACCCUCGCAGCCCGACUAUAACAACCAAACUCCUUCUCCUAUGGAACCUCAUUACUCACAACCAAUGUAUAACAAACAAGCUAGCAUCAACUCUAUGCAGAAGACAUCAGACCAAGAAAUUCGAGGAACAAAAGAGGCCCUCAUUCAGGACUUGGAAAAGAAACUCCGAUGCAAAGACAACCUUCUCCAGAAUGGCAACCAGCGAUUAACUUAUGAAGAAAGAAUGGCUCGCAGGCUGCUUGGACCAGUAAAUGCUGCAUCUGUGUUGGACACACAGAGUGAAGACAACAUGCAGAACGCACAGCACCAGAAUGCGGAAAACGUCAGGCUGCAGGUUCCUACAACACACAUAAGGAGCAGACCAUCCUCAAGAGGAGAUGAACGUGGACAUGAUUCAAUCCAGGAAAAAUUUUUUCAGCCACGUUUUACACAAGUGCCUGAAGACAUAAUUAUUGAGGAGGGGCGAUUCUGCAGGCUUGAUUUCAAAGUGAGUGGGCUGCCGACUCCAGAUGUUAUGUGGUAUCAGAAUGGAAGGAUGGUUCAUCAAGAUCAGUUCCAUAAAAUGAUAGUGUCAGAAAAGGGAUUCCACUCAUUUAUUUUUGAAGCAGUCAAAUCAUCUGAUGCAGGGACAUACGAAUGUGUGGCUGUCAACCGUGCAGGAGAAUCGUCUUUUGCAGUUAAAGUGGAAGUAAUUGCAAAAGAACAUCACAUGCCUCCAACUUUCAUCUUCAAGCCACAAAGCAAAAAAGUUUUUGAAGGAGAUACAGCCAGACUCGAAUGCCAGAUCUCUGCUAUCCCAACACCUCGGAUUUACUGGAAAAGAAACAACGAAAUGGUACAAUAUAAUACAGACCGAAUAAGCUUGCUGCAUGACAACACUGGAAGGAUUUGCCUCCUGAUUCAUAAUGCAAACAAGAAAGAUGCUGGUUGGUAUACCGUAUCCGCUGUCAAUGGAGCUGGUGUGGCCACAUGCCAUGCCAGGCUGGAGGUUGCAACCCAUGCAAACAAGCCAGUUCCAGCCCCAAAGCAGUUACGGGUUCGACCAACUUUUAGCAAGUAUUUGGCACUUAAUGGAAGAGGACUGGAUGUCAAACAAGCUUUCUCACCAGAAGGAGAGUUUCAGCGUUUGGCUGAGCAGUCUGGACUGUAUGAAAGUGAUGAACUUUAACUGGAAAUGAAGAGGAAAACUCACACCCAUAAGAGACAAUUACAACAUAGAUGCAGAUAACUGGUGAUUGCUCUAAUUAGCAAAAUACCUAUCUACAUAUUUUUACUUUGACUCUUGCACACUCAGCUGUUCCCAUUUUACCAUGUUAGAUUUUAUUUAUAUGGUUUGGUGAAUAUAACCAUUUACUGAGUAUUUUAUUUUAACUAUAAAGCCUAAGAAAGCAGGCUAAUUAGUUUUCACAAGUGUGGGUGGUUUUAGUUCCACCUGUGCCUGGUUACAUGCUAAAGUAGGUUGGUUUGUACUGCUUCUCUAAUAUCACUCCUGAUAAUAUCAGAAGUCUGUACUGUCUGAAUGCUAAAACCAAAUAGACUAGAGUGUUUUUAAGAGAAUAAAUUAGAGGCAAAUAAAAUUUUAAAUAACCAACA
Molecule: messenger RNA, 2350 nt
Organism: Tyto alba (common barn owl)
Lineage: Eukaryota; Metazoa; Chordata; Aves; Strigiformes; Tytonidae
Gene: MYOT
Product: myotilin
Exons: 10
Coding region: 372-1925 (517 amino acids)
Biological process (GO): axon guidance; homophilic cell-cell adhesion; dendrite self-avoidance
Cellular component (GO): axon; plasma membrane
Molecular function (GO): cell-cell adhesion mediator activity
Source: RefSeq, a predicted model, not a curated record